Sesamum indicum (sesame) is the source of this 1022-nucleotide messenger RNA. RefSeq names its product small ribosomal subunit protein uS5x. Gene Ontology annotation, cellular component: ribosome; cytosolic small ribosomal subunit. Gene Ontology annotation, molecular function: RNA binding; structural constituent of ribosome. NCBI's taxonomy places the organism in Eukaryota, Viridiplantae, Streptophyta, Magnoliopsida, Lamiales, Pedaliaceae. Gene Ontology annotation, biological process: translation. The record is from RefSeq and is a predicted model, not a curated record.
CCUAGGGUUACACUCUCUUGCUACACACAAAUACCACAAGCAUUCGCUAGCCCUCUAAUCCUCUCAAACAUCAUCUCUUUGCGGGAAGUAUGGCGGAGAGAGGCGGAGACCGUGGUGGUCCCCGCCGCGAAACCGAGGAGGAGAAGUGGGUGCCGGUGACGAAGCUCGGCAGAUUGGUGAGAGACGGUAAGAUCAAAUCCGUAGAGCAAAUCUACCUCCACUCUCUUCCAAUCAAGGAAUACCAAAUCGUGGAUGCCCUGGUGGGACCUUCUCUCAAGGAUGAGGUGAUGAAAAUCAUGCCGGUCCAGAAGCAGACCCGAGCUGGUCAGAGGACCCGAUUCAAGGCGUUCGUGGUGGUCGGGGAUGGGAACGGUCACGUGGGGUUAGGUGUGAAGUGCUCUAAGGAGGUGGCUACUGCCAUCCGUGGAGCCAUCAUAUUGGCUAAGUUGUCUGUGAUUCCAGUGAGGAGGGGGUACUGGGGGAACAAGAUUGGAAAGCCGCAUACAGUGCCUUGCAAGGUUACCGGGAAAUGUGGGUCUGUUACGGUGCGGAUGGUCCCUGCUCCCCGUGGAGCUGGUAUCGUUGCUGCCCGUGUGCCUAAGAAAGUGCUCCAGUUUGCCGGUAUUGAGGAUGUUUUUACCUCCUCCCGUGGAUCUACCAAGACUCUUGGAAACUUUGUGAAGGCAACCUUUGAGUGUCUGCUGAAGACUUAUGGGUUCCUAACUCCAGACUUCUGGAGGGAGACUCGGUUCACAAAAUCUCCGUUCCAAGAGUACACUGAUCUCUUGGCAAAGCCCACUUCCAAGAUUGUCCAGGUGGUGGAUACCCCAGAUGCCUGAGCAGUUAUGUUAGGUGGUUUCAUAAUAGAUUACUAGUUGAAAUUUUGUUUCCGUUCUGAUGAAUGCUUUGUUAAGUGACUUUCAUCUUUUAAACUGUUGUCUUUAUCCUGAAUUGGAUUGAAUACUUCUUUUUUCUGUUUGUUCCUAAUGCAAGGAUACUUACCAUCUUUAAUUCUUUUGACA